AUGGCUGACACUCAAGAACAUCAAAGUCAUUUCAGGAACAAAAGGUCAAUUGAUCUACUUGAACAGAGCGACACGUCUGAUUUCGAGUACAAUACAGAGGAAGAAAAUUUGAAUUAUGAGCGACAAAACAAUGCCAGGUACCAGAGGUUAAUUGACCAGCUUGAAAAAUGUGAAAACCAUAACUUUGACUAUCAUGAAGUGGAUGAAGAUUUUAGUUUUGAAAAAAUGCGACAACUUAUUGAAACUAUGCAAAGACAACCCCAAUAUCACCGCUACUGGUACAGGGCAGUAUUGUCCUUGCCUGUCUAUAAAUGGAUCUACGAUUGGAAUUAUGAUGGCACAAUUCCUGCCAAUGAGUUUACGGCGAAAUUUGUUGAGGCCACAGGAUUUGAUAUUGCGCUGCGUUCGAUGCUGUUUGAGCCCAACCUUGAGAUUCAUUAUUUUGACUUGGAAGGUAAAAUGAAUAGUUUGGAGAACCUGUUGAAAAGAAAAAUCAAUAAUUAUGAACGGUGUCUUAGUGGUAUAUCACCCUCACAGUAUGUUCCAUCAUCAUCGCGUGACAAGGUGUCGAAUUCUGAGAAUCUUCGUGAGUGUGUCCUCAAUGAUAUUUGUUGUGUUCUUAGAUUGCGUUUUCCUGCUCUCAGUGUUGAAUGUCGGUCCACUGAUUUUGUAUUUAAGGGUGGGCCAAAUUCGAAACCAGUGUUUCCCAUAAAAAUGGCUAGCUCCGAUAUAUCUGCAGUGCACUGGUUAGCACUGUACGGAUUUGUUGGAAUUAAAGAAUCACCAACAGACAUCUCAUUCAGCAUCAUGCGCCAGUUGUUGAGGCUUGCCAUGACCUACAAGCUGGACCUUGUGGGGUUAUCGGAUUUUGAGCAUCUUCUAAUUAUCAAAUUUCUUCCAUACUCUCGCGACGGUGUGGUUCUGUAUGAUUACAAGUUGUUUGAUUUGAACUCGACUCCUAUUAACAUAAAAUGGGCAAUUACAGUAAUGGUGUAUUAUGAAGUCGCGCUCAGCGAUGAUGAGAGAAAGGAGAAGGAGAGAAGGAUGGAAGAAUUGCAUGAUAGUUUGGCAUUGAGUAAAGACGAAUUGAAAAAGAUUGGAAACCAGCAGAUUCCAAAGAUUGAAAAAGAUCAAAGACCGCGGCCUGCCACUAGUGCAUGGGAGUCAACGAAUAUUGUUUGUACUCCAGACUACUUGAGUAUUUUGGAAGCAGGUAAAGGGAAAGUUUUUUGCAUGAAGAAGGUAGAAUUCAUUGACUGUAUUGAUGCUAAUAGAUUUCAUAUUUCCAAUGAUACUGAUGAAAUCACCUUGAGGUUUGUGGACAUGCAUGAGUUGAGACGUUCUUAUUCCCUAGACGAGCGGGGCAAUUUUUCGAUGCCAUUUUUCCAUAAAGUGAAAAAGGAAGCUAUCGAUCAGUUUUAUGGAGAGAUUGAAUGCUAUGAGAGAAUUGAGGCGUACAAUAAGCUUCAUCCUGGAUCUGAUGAGAGAGUCCAUUGCCCUCGAUUUCUAACCUAUGGGUGUGGAGUGAUUGCUACGCGAUGGGAGUUUGUGAGCGGAUUGUUCUUUGCUACUGAAAGAUUGAAAGGCAAGAAAGCAGCGACUCCCGGAGAGUUUGCUAAAGGGAUCAAAGAGAUUGAGAAACUAGCGAGCAUUGGUAUCAAGUUUUCUUAUCUUGGCACGGAAAUGUUUUCUAUUAUCGAUGAUGAGUUCCAUAUUUUUGAUUUCAGUACGGCGUUAUUGGUGGAGCCAUUUGAUCCAAGGCUCGAUAUUAAGAAGUAUAAGCGAACAUUUCUUGAUGAUGAUCUUUGA
This is a messenger RNA of Saccharomycopsis crataegensis, 1809 nucleotides long. RefSeq lists its product as uncharacterized. The record is from RefSeq and is a predicted model, not a curated record. Lineage: Eukaryota; Fungi; Ascomycota; Saccharomycetes; Ascoideales; Saccharomycopsidaceae. The coding region runs from base 1 to 1809 and encodes 602 amino acids. The transcript has a single exon.